This is a messenger RNA of Telopea speciosissima, 877 nucleotides long. RefSeq names its product plant cysteine oxidase 1-like. The record is from RefSeq and is a predicted model, not a curated record. NCBI's taxonomy places the organism in Eukaryota, Viridiplantae, Streptophyta, Magnoliopsida, Proteales, Proteaceae. The coding region runs from base 29 to 877 and encodes 282 amino acids. Gene Ontology annotation, molecular function: oxidoreductase activity, acting on single donors with incorporation of molecular oxygen, incorporation of two atoms of oxygen. The transcript is spliced from 5 exons.
GAUUUUGGAAGUAGUUUUGUCGUUCCGGAUGACGAUGGAGGCUGGUUUGAUCGAGAAGAAGAAGAAAAAGAAGAGAGAUAACGUUGAGUCUGUGCGUAAAAUUAUCAAGAAGAAGAGAUAUAGGACGACGAUUCGCCAUCGCGAACCCUCAGUCCCAGUGGUGCUUCAGAAGCUCUUCAAUUCCUGCAGAGAUGUGUUCAAAGGCCCUGGCACAGUUCCUCCUCCUCAAGACGUGCAGAAUCUGCGUCAGAUACUCGAUUGUUUGAAGCCAGAAGAUGUUGGGUUAAGUAAGGAUCUCCUUUUCUUUAAGCCUGAUCAAAGUGUUAUAAAAGGGACUCCAAGAGUGAAAUAUACAACCAUAUACAAGUGCACAAAUUUCUCGCUCUGUAUUUUCUUUCUUCCACGUACUACAGUUAUCCCACUCCAUAACCACCCAGGGAUGACUGUCUUCAGCAAGCUUCUCUUAGGAUCAAUGCAUAUCAAAGCAUAUGAUUGGGUUGAUCCUGUCAAGUUUGAGAGUUAUUCCAUGCCCUCUUCAAACACGAGACUCGCGAGAUUGAAGGCCAACACGGUGUUCACAGCCCCUUGCAACACAUCUGUACUUUAUCCCACUUCUGGAGGAAAUAUUCAUGCUUUCAUGGCAGUUACACCGUGUGCAGUACUUGAUGUGCUUGGACCUCCUUAUUCAAAAGAAGAUGGGCGAGACUGCACAUACUAUAGGGAUAUGCCCUACUCUAGUGGGUCAGAUUGCAAUGUGGGGGAAUCCAAAGAGGGUGAAGGCAGUUAUGGAUGGUUGGAAGAGAUUGACAUGCCGAAGGACGUAAAGACGAUGGAAGGGGUUGAAUACUUGGGCCCACAGAUUAUUAAUAAUUUGUGA